Lactuca saligna is the source of this 441-nucleotide messenger RNA. NCBI's taxonomy places the organism in Eukaryota, Viridiplantae, Streptophyta, Magnoliopsida, Asterales, Asteraceae. The record is from the annotation of a GenBank genome assembly.
AUGGCUCUAACAAUAGCACCUGAAGGGGGAACACUUCUUGUCAGGAAAUUACCAGCUGCAGAUCCACAGUGUGUUUUUGUUGGGGAUGUGGUGGUGAUGAAGGACCCUGAAAAAUCAGAUAGUUAUCUGGUUAGAAGAUUGGCUGCAACUGAAGGCUAUGAAAUGGUUUCAAAAGAUGAAAAAGAAGAACCUUUUGUACUUGAGAAAGAUCAGUGUUGGGUCUUGGCUGACAAUGAGAAUUUAAAGCCUAAGGAAGCGAAAGAUAGUCGGUUAUUUGGGCCUGUGUCAAUGAAUGAUAUAAUAGGGAGAGUGUUAUAUUGCCUGAGAACAACAGUGGAUCAUGGUCCAAUUCAGAAUAGUCAAUUCAGCAUGCAGAAGGAUUUGCCUGUAUCGGAAGUGGAAUUGGAUGUUGAUGAAAUGGCAAAAAACCACAAAGCUUAG